AUGUUGGGCCGAAAGUUCUUAGGAACAGCUUUGGCUGUGUUGCCUCUUGCAAGCGCAAUUACUCCGGAGGAAUUGUUGGCUGCGCCGAGAAGGAGUGAAGUGUUGCCCAACCCAUCCGGGGAAAUUGGUGUAUUCAGUGCAACGACUUAUUCAUGGGACUUGCACAAGACUCACACAGUGUGGAACACGUUGAAUCUCACCAGUGGUGAAAUCUCGUUGCUUUACAAUGGUUCUGAGAUCUCCGAAAUCGUCUGGGUCGGACCGAAUGAUACGAGCAUUCUCUACAUCAACGGUACUAAUGAAGAAGACAACGGCGGUAUUAGCAUAUAUGGGGCAGAUAUCACUGCCAUUGAUCAGGCAUACCUCAUCGCCUCUUUACCGACACCAUACUCUGGUCUGAAAGCUGUGGUCACACCAUCCGGAGAUGUGAAUUUCCUCCUGAACAGUCUAGCUUGGCCGAACGGCACAGCAUACAACGAGGCCUUGUCCGAGCAACCAUUAAGUACGGCACGACUGUAUGACAGUAUCUACGUUCGCCACUGGGAUACUUGGCUCAGCGAGCGCAAGUAUGCGGUCUUCUCGGGUACCUUGACCGGGGGAAAGCAAUAUUCCUUUUCUGGCAACCUGACGAACCUUGUUUCUGGCAUCUCCAAUGUAACGCGUGCUGAGAGCCCAGUUGGACCAUUUGGCGACCUGAGUGACUACGACAUCUCGCCUGACGGGGCUACAGUGGCGUUCCUUACCAAGAAUGUCGACCUACCUCUGGCGAACUACACAUCCUCCCAAAUAUAUCUCGUCCCCCACAAUGGGUCUUCCAAGGCCGUGCCUAUCAAUGCAUUUUCGGGCGCUUCAACUCCACCAAAUGCUCGUGGUGCGUCUUACCAACCGCACUUUUCUCCGGAUGGCUCGAAAAUUGCGUAUGUCCAGAUGGAUGGUAUCUCGUACGAGUCCGACAAGUACAAAAUCUACGUUGCAGACGUCAACCCUGACAACCCCAACAUUACCGUUCUGGCAGAGGACUGGGACAGUACACCAGAUUAUUUGCAAUGGUCGGUGAACGGCACAUCGCUAUUUGUAAGAGCCCCAGAUGUUGGAAAUGAGCGCAUCUUCGAGGUCCCAUUAUCGGCGAAAUCAGACUUCAAGCCCACAAACAUCACAAACGCCGGUGAUGUAUCCGCUUUCUCAGUGCUGCUAAACGGAAACCUGCUUGUGUCCGACACGAAGCUCUACUCUUCGCGGGAUUACUACAUCAUCUCACCAAACGGAGAUCUAGUCACCGAUCUCUUCCACGCCAACAAAGUGGACUCCGAAUUGGCUGGUCUGGGUCCUGAAGAUGUAUCCGAAUUUUAUACCCAAGGAAGUCUUGCUCCGGUCCAGAGCUUCUUGGUUUUCCCCGAAGGAUUCAACAAAAGCAAAAAAUAUCCCCUUGCUUUCAUUGUCCAUGGCGGGCCGCAAGGCGGUCAGUACAACGCGUGGAGUACUAGAUGGAACCUCAAGACCUGGGCUGACCAAGGGUAUGUGGUGGUUGCGCCCAAUCCGACAGGCUCCACUGGCUGGGGCAUGGCUUACCAGAACGCCAUCCAAAACCAAUGGGGAGGAUAUCCAUACGAAGAUCUGGUGGCCGUAUGGGAAAACGUCAACAAGAAUUUCAGCUAUAUCGACACUGACAGGGGAAUCGAAGCUGGAGCCUCGUAUGGAGGCUACAUGACCAAUUGGAUCCAGGGGCACGAUCUGGGAAGAAAGUUCAAAGCCCUCGUCACGCACGAUGGUCCGGCCAACCUUUUGGGCAUGUACAACACGGAGGAGUUGUGGUUUUCGCAACACGAGUUCAACGGCACCCUCUGGGACAACCGCGACAACUACGACCGCUGGAACCCCAUCAACCACGCCCGCAAUUUCUCUACACCGCAUUUCGUCAUCCACAGCAGUCUUGACUAUCGGUUGCCUGUGUCUGAGGGGAUCAUGCUGUUCAAUAUCCUGCAGGAGAGAGGCGUCCCUAGCAAAUUCUUGAAUUUCCCCGAUGAGAACCAUUGGGUCCAGAACCGCGAGAACAGUCUGGUGUGGCAUCGAGAAAUCUUUAACUGGAUCAAUCAUUAUAGUGGUAUCUCGAAGUGA
This is a messenger RNA of Exophiala dermatitidis NIH/UT8656, 2115 nucleotides long. RefSeq names its product dipeptidyl aminopeptidase. Gene Ontology annotation, biological process: proteolysis. Lineage: Eukaryota; Fungi; Ascomycota; Eurotiomycetes; Chaetothyriales; Herpotrichiellaceae. The transcript has 5 exons. The coding region runs from base 1 to 2115 and encodes 704 amino acids. The record is from RefSeq and is a predicted model, not a curated record. Gene Ontology annotation, molecular function: serine-type endopeptidase activity.